Messenger RNA from Fragaria vesca subsp. vesca, 3090 nucleotides. Its product is annotated as cellulose synthase-like protein E1-like. The record is from RefSeq and is a predicted model, not a curated record. Gene Ontology annotation, cellular component: Golgi apparatus; endoplasmic reticulum-Golgi intermediate compartment; plasma membrane. Gene Ontology annotation, biological process: plant-type primary cell wall biogenesis; cellulose biosynthetic process; endoplasmic reticulum to Golgi vesicle-mediated transport. Lineage: Eukaryota; Viridiplantae; Streptophyta; Magnoliopsida; Rosales; Rosaceae. Gene Ontology annotation, molecular function: mannan synthase activity; cellulose synthase (UDP-forming) activity. The transcript has 11 exons. Bases 62 to 2884 code for a protein of 940 amino acids.
AUAACAAACCAUUCAGAGUUUCAGAGAUACUACUCGAUCGAUCACUACUUAGCUGAAAGAUAUGGGGAAUAAGGAAGGGUAUUCACCACUGUUGGAGACCAAGAGAGGAAAGGGAAGAGUGCUAUAUAGGCUGUUUGCUGCUUCUUUGUUUGCAGCUAUAUGCUUGGUUUGGGUUUAUAGAGCGAGUCACAUACCAAAGCCAGGAGAGGAUGGAAGGUUUGGCUGGAUAGGGCUGUUGGGUGCUGAGUUAUGGUUCGGGUUUUAUUGGAUCCUCACCCAGUCCUGCCGGUGGAAUCUUACCUAUAGGCAAACUUUCAAGGAUAGAUUAUCUCAAAGAUUUGAGAAUGAGUUGCCGGGAGUGGACAUAUUUGUGACCACAGCAGAUCCAAUCAUAGAGCCACCAAUGAUGGUCAUGAACACCGUUCUGUCAGUCAUGGCUUAUGACUACCCUACGGAGAAGCUCAGCGUGUACUUAUCCGAUGACGGCGGUUCCGAGCUUACGUACUACGCUCUCUUGGAGGCUGCUGAGUUUGCUAAGCAGUGGAUACCGUAUUGCAAGAAGUACAGUGUGGAGCCGAGGUCACCAUCUGCAUAUUUUGUCUCGAUAGAUUCUGACGCAGUUGAUCGUGAUGAUAACAAGGCUAAUGACUUGGCUGUAAUUAAGAAAUCAUACAAGGACAUGGAGACUAAAGUCGAAAAUGCAGUCAAGUUAGGCUACAUUUCGGACGAAGUACGAUCACAACAGAAAGGGUUUUCUCAAUGGGACUCGCAUUCGUCUAAACGUGAUCACGAUACCUAUCUUCAAGUUGUAAUUGAUGGAAGAGACCCAAAUGCAAUCGAUGUCGAAGGAAUUGCAUUGCCAACUUUGGUGUAUUUAGCUCGCGAGAAGAGACCACAGUAUCACCAUAACUACAAAGCUGGCUCUAUGAAUGCAUUGAUUAGGGUUUCUUCAAAUAUUAGCAACGGGAAGGUCAUUCUAAAUGUAGACUGUGACAUGUAUUCGAACAAUUCCAUGGCCAUAAGAGAUGCACUUUGCUGCUUAAUGGAUGAAGAAAAAGGCCAUGAGGUUGCAUUCGUACAGUUCCCACAAAAAUUUGAAAAUCUUACCAAGAAUGAACUAUAUAUUGCAUUCAUGCGGACAAUCAGCGAGGUGGAAAUGCAUGCUUUGGAUGGUUUUACUGGCCCAUUUUACGUUGGAAGUGGAUGCUUCCACAGAAGGGAUACUCUUUGUGGAAGGAAGUUCACCAAGGGAAGUAAGAGUGACUUGAAAUGGGAGAUCAGUAGAAAAAGAGAAGAAGCUACCAUUCAUGAAUUGGAAGAAGAUUCGAAAGCUCUUGCAAACUGUUCAUAUGAGCAAAACACCGAGUGGGGAAAAGAGGUGGGUGUGAAAUACGGGUGUGCUAUUGAAGACGUGUUCACGGGGUUAUCGAUCCAAUGCCGUGGUUGGAAAUCGGUGUACUUGAACCCAACAAGGAAAGCUUUCCUAGGAGUAGCUCCAACCACAUUGCUUCAGAUGCUAGUGCAGCAAAAGAGAUGGUCGGAAGGUGGCCUCCAGAUUUUGCUUUCAAAGAACAAUCCGGUAUUGUCUGAUCAGAUCAGCUUUGGCCAAAAACUUGGAUACGCUUAUGUCGGAUCUUGGUCUAUCAAUUUCCUUCCAACCCUAUAUUACACAGUGAUCCCUUCACUCUACCUCCUCAAGGGCAUUUCCUUAUUCCCUCGGGUUUCAAGUCCAUGGAUCAUACCUUUUGCUUACGUGAUUAUUGCCAAGUACACUGUGAGCUUGCUGGAGUUUCUAUGGGCAGGUGGCUCAGCCUUAGGUUGGUGGAACGACCAAAGAAUGUGGCUAUACAAAAGAUCAAGCUCCUACAUAUUUUCCUUCAUCGACACCAUGCUGUACCUUCUGGGAUAUUCUGAUUCAGCAUUUGUAAUAACAGCCAAGACCUCGGAUGAAGAUGAGUCGCAACGAUACGAGAAAGAGAUAAUGGAAUUCGGAGCAUCUUCUCCAUUGUUUACAGUAUUGGCAACACUUGCAGUACUAAAUUUGUAUUGCUUCGCUGGUUUUGUGAAGGAAGCAAUCAGUCUGGGAUCACAGGGCAUUGCAGAAGUUUAUGACACAAUGGCAUUGCAAAUUCUUCUAUGUGGGAUUUUGAUUCUCAUCAACCUGCCUUUGUAUCAAGCCCUGUAUAUAAGAAAGGACAAGGGGAAGUUGCCGAGUUCCAUAGCGUUGAAGUCGAUGGCAGUUGGUAUGCAAAUUGGGUUUUCAAGCUGCGCUGCUGUUAUAUUGUUGGCAUUCUUGUUGAGCCUGCAAGGAGCUUUCAGCAUCAGAUUUGUGAUUGACAGAGACGAAUGCUUCUCUCAUAAUGUUUUGUAUGAAGGAGAUACUGUCCAUCUCUCUUUUGUUGUAAUUAAGGUUGAUGCAUCUUGGCAUUAUACUCAAGACGGUGUUGAUCUCAUGGUGAAGGGACCUUCUGGUGAGCAGAUACAUGAGUUUCGUGAUAAGACAAGCGAGAAAUAUGAGUUUGUCACUCGUCACAAAGGAAUCCAUCAGUUCUGCUUCACCAACAAGUCACCUUAUCAUGAAACAAUAGACUUUGACAUACAUGUCAGCCAUUUUACAUACUAUGAUCAGCAUGCAAAAGAUGAGCAUUUUAACCCUUUGUUAGAGCAGAUAUCAAAGUUGGAGGAAGCUCUUUACAACAUUCAGUUUGAGCAGCAUUGGCUUGAGGCUCAGACUGAACGUCAGGCAAUAGUGAACGAAGCAAUGAGCCGGAGGGCGAUUCACAAGGCCUUUUUUGAAUCAGCAGGACUUGUUGGUGCUAGUGUUCUCCAAGUUUACCUUCUUCGCCGCCUCUUUGAACGGAAGCUUGGGAUGUCCAGAGUGUGACCUUUUUAUAGUCACCCCGGGGAUUUUGCACUUGACUGUCUUUUUUCUUUUUUGACAAGAUUGCACUUCGACUAUUUAGCAGUUAAUUUUACACAUUGUUUUUCCAUGCUUCUGCCCUGUUCUCUUUUCUAUUUUGUCCAGCAAGAAUAAAUCAUGUAUAGAAACCAUCAGUUUGGAAAUUCUAAUCUAAUCUCUUGUUUAUUGUG